ACGGAGUGUCACUGGGACCGGCGCCACCUUCAGGCCCUGAGGGGGAUCCGCCUGGUGCUGUGAUGGUGUCCUACCGGGGGGGGCUGGUUGUCAUCUGUCCCACCACCUCCACUGGACCGAGCUGGCCCUCCUCACGGGGACAAGUAAAUCAAGUUAUGAUAUCUGACCGAAGAUGAUCAUGCUAACAGAUGCUAACAGAGGAACCAUGUGCCUCGGUGCUCGGUUCCGACCCGGACCGGACUGCAGACACACCGUUGCUAUUGGAAACAGCAGCAGCUUCAGAUGCUAACGAUGCUAACGAUGCUAACGGUCGCUCGGGUGUCACCGUUUGUGUUCUGACGUUUUAACGGUUCGACGGUGACGUCUCCACCGCAUCAAUUUAGUAAAGGCUUCGGCUAACAGGAGCUAGCAGGAGCUAACAGUAGGAUUAGCUCGUGGAUUAGCCGUUAGCUUACAGCAGAAUGGACGCAAGCUACAGGUGCUAACAGCCGUUAGCUUCUCUCUAAGCCUGAAGUUAACCUGGACUAAGAUAACCCAGAAUACAUUAACCUGGACUAAGAUAACCCAGAAUACAUUAACCUGGACUAAGAUAACCCAGAAUACAUUAACCUGGGCAAAGCUAACAGGGCCUAUAAUAACCCGGAGUAAACACCCUGAGUGUGGAGACACUGGCCCUGGUCACAGGCUGUCUGAAGGUGGACCUUUGAUCUGUCAAGGUCAAAGGUCAGUCAACUGAUGAACGGCAGCUGUCUGAAUCCAGUUUGACCUCUGACCUGCUGCUGGAUCAUGACUCAGGUAGAUCUUGAUCUGAACUGGAACCAGCAGACGCCAUCAUGUCGGCCUUGGAUCCUCCAGCUGCAGGUGAACCUGGUCCCGACUCCUCCGCUUCUCCUGGUUCUCCUGGGCGGCCCCUCCUGGCGGAGAAGGCCCUGUCGGACUCGUUCUGUCGGCUGAGGUACCGGGACACGUCCCUGAUGAUCUGGCAGCAGCAGCAGCAGGAGAUGGCGCCUCCCUCCACCUACCUGAGCCGCAGCCAGUCCACCAUGUACAGCAGCUAUGGGAACCAGGCUGUGCUGGUCCGGGACAAGCGGGUCCUGGAGGACGGCGAGGGACGCUCCAGGAUCUGCAGCCUCAUGUAGCAGGACACUGACUCAACUCAUCAAUUCUAUUUGACACAUUCUUUCUUCAGGAACUCUUUGAACGUCUGGAACACGUUUAAACUUUUGGUUGAAUAAGUUCCAGUUUCUACUCGUGAUAUUUGAGAAGUCAGGACGUUUAAGAUGAACUUUGAUCUGAUGUCCAAUAAUCAGUCAGCUGACACAGGCUCCGCCCACGUGAGCACAUGCGUAUAUACGAAUAUUCAUGUGUUGUGUUAACUCUGACCUCAUCAGUAAAAUACACAUUUCACUGUGUGUAUUUGAAUAGUAGGUGUGUAUGAAUGAGAGUGGACUGGGUCAGUUUAUACGUUUAUUUAUGAAAACAAAUGAACUCAGAAAAUAAGGAUCAUAUCAGUAAUUACAUCAAAUUAUUCACGUGUUGUUUUCGUCCUCUCUCUCUGGGCGAUCUAAACGUCGGACAGGAACUAUACAGCUACUAUACAGUGCUCAAACAUACGGAAGAAGGAACGUACGGCCGGAGUGCAUGCAAAUACAUAAAAUCACUUUUUUCCUUUUUCUUAUUAAAAUACAAAAAUUAACUAUAACAACCGAAGCUCGACCAUCAACUAAAUGAACCAGAGGAGGUUACUGCGGCAACGAGCUGUCUGUCACUGCGUCUGUGAUCCGUCGUUAAGCUUGAUCGUGAUUCGUCUGUAAAAUGUCCAAAAUAAAACUUUGUUCUUGAAACGAGGAGAAGGAAAACUACGAUUAGUUUACGUUUAGUUUUGACUCGUCUGAAACUUAGUAGUUAUUUCCCCUAGCAAACUAUCGUCAUAACAACCUCGCAGCGCCACACAGAGGAGCUGCGUAUGGAUCAUAAGACUCCACGUUAGCAGAGGGGACAUGAAACCGAAGAAGUUCAAUAAAUGUCUGAAGAUGCGUCUGUGGUUUCAGCUCGUUCUUCUCUCUCUGAUGUUUGUUCAAGUCUUUCUGAUCCGUUUGGUUUCAUGAACUUUUGAUGAUAUAAACACAGGUUGGACGUCA
This is a messenger RNA of Platichthys flesus (European flounder), 2141 nucleotides long. RefSeq lists its product as uncharacterized. The transcript has a single exon. The record is from RefSeq and is a predicted model, not a curated record. Bases 834 to 1139 code for a protein of 101 amino acids. Lineage: Eukaryota; Metazoa; Chordata; Actinopteri; Pleuronectiformes; Pleuronectidae.